Molecule: messenger RNA, 1637 nt
Organism: Fimicolochytrium jonesii
Lineage: Eukaryota; Fungi; Chytridiomycota; Chytridiomycetes; Spizellomycetales; Powellomycetaceae
Exons: 2
Coding region: 113-1402 (429 amino acids)
Source: RefSeq, a predicted model, not a curated record
CUGCGCUUCACUGACAACCCGAACUUCCGUUUAACGCUGUCUCGUCUCUGCUCCCUACAACUGCUCCUACAACCUCCUCGCCAUCCCAGCCUUAUUGAGCAACGACCAGUCAAUGUCUGUUUUACAGUUUGUUCAGAAUGCGGUUCUCCCUGCUAUCCCGCGGCACUCUCGACUUUCUUCCAGCUCGACAACAACUCCCUCACACCCGCUAACCGACUUGAGCGUUAUCGAGGAGUGGGUUGACUUCCCCCAUGCGGUUCGGUCGAAUCGCUCUCUCCUGAGCGGAAGUUUGUUCCAAGGAACCAUCAAUAAUACGCUUAAAACUCCCGUCUCAUCUGAGCAGAACGUCCAAGCUUUUGCUGACGGUACUUUGCACCAGAGCUUGACGGAUAUCCUUGAGGCACUGGGCCAUGCCGGGUAUCACAUCGUCGACAUUACGGGCACCAAAUCGGUAAUCUUGGACCCGGACCGGAUUCUUGACGGUGGCGAGGAAAAACCCAUUCUGACGAUAGAAUUCAAGACCCCUUGGGCUUUUCCAAAACUACGCCAACUUGUUCAGACCUACCAGAGCGCGCAGCCCAAAUCGAAAGUUCGCCGCGAUGUCAAUCAAAUCUAUGGGUACAUGACGUUUAACCACCACCGCUACGGAGUUCUCACGACGUAUGAGGAAACAUACUUUUUGCAACGCGAAUGGUCUGAGCCUGGCGGCCGUCUCCAGGUAGCAGGACCAUUUAGCUACGACAGAAGCUCCCCUUUCACCGUCUUAGAAGCUUAUACCACUCUUCUGUUACUCUGCAUCGACAAUUGGUUUUAUGUGUCGCCCACCACCUCGCCGGCGCCAUCCCGAUCGGUAUCCGCUUCUGCAUCCCCGUCAACUUCGCGCCCGUCCACACCAAUGCCAUACAUUCUCACCGAUGUCGAUAUCAAUGAUGUCAUGUUCAACAAAGGACGAGCCAGGGCCCGCAUGGGUGCGGUGGUGGAGGGAACGUUCCGGGGAGCAAAGGUUAUCUUCAAGAUAGUCGACGAAAGCAAGAACCAUCAAUUCUCAACCGAGCUAGACAAUGAAGUAGACCAGUAUCGCGCCCUUGCACACCUCCAGGGUCGUACCAUUCCCCGUUUUCUGGGGUACAUUCGAGUGUGGAACAUGCUGAAAAUCCUGGGGCUGGAAGACUGUGGGGUUACUUUGAAGAAAUCGGACCUCACUCCUCAGCUGAUUGACGAAUGCUUUGCUUGCCUGCGUUCGCUACACCAAUCCGGCAUCGUGCAUGGAGAUGUCCAUCAGGGAAAUUUCGUCUAUCACCCGAGCUCUGGAGUGCGUCUGUUGGAUUUGGGUUUCGCGCGGACGGGACCAGCGACUGACAUGGAGGAGGAGUUCGAGGAGCUGACCACCGAUCUUGAGUGACCGCACAACAUACUCACGCCAUGUUCUUUUGUAGAGUCCUUCGCAAGCUCCUAUUGAUAAGGCUCAAAUAGUUCGUAAUGACACCCUCAAAGCAUGAUUAAUUGCGAUGGGAGUCCUUGCUGAGUAGAAUAGUUCCCGUAAUUGCUUCUCUCUCCCACCCCGAAACGAUCAUGCAAGCACGAGUUGGGAAUGUCUAUAUAUCUAUUGACUGACUUGGGAGAUUGACAGUUCGACU